AUGGCAUCUUCGCCGUCAUCUCCAUCGUCCGCCAAUGACGUCCUCAUAUCGCACUCUUCGAACCACCCCGAUCCUCACAUGUCGUCCUCUUCCAGUGACAAUCAAGACCACACAUCAGUCUCUCCAUCUCAAGACCACUGCCACAUAUCUCCGUCAGCAGAUACAGAUCAAAGCGAGAUGACAUCUCCGACUGAAGGAGCAUCUGCCAUCGCCAGUGCAUCAGUCCUGGAAACGAUCAAGGCACCUCAGUCAAGACUCGGUUUCUUGUCGCUGCCGCCUGAGAUCCGCAACAUGAUCUAUGGCUUUCUCUUCAAGCCUGUUCAAGAUGGGAGUUGCUGGGCAGUCCGCGCAAAUUUCAGGGAUACAUCACUGCGUGGAGUCCGCCUACCAUGUUACCUAUGCUCCAAUGGCUCUAUACACACAUUUUGCAAGUCUGUACAUGCUCAGCAGAUAACUACUGUGACUGCUUACACUGCCUUCACCCUUCCGAACAAACACAUACACUCUAACAUACAUCAAACAUGCCGCACUAUCAGGGAAGAAUCCCUAUCAAUAUCUUUGGCGCACAUGAGGAUAAGCAUGAAAUGUCGCUUCAAUGGUGAUGACCCCUUUUACAGAGGCUUCCUGGCAUUCUUGACGAACAUGGGUCAACCUAAAGGCGCUCACCUAGCGGCCCUCAACGUGAGGUCCUUUGAUCCACAAAACUCGAAGCUUGAGCUUGACAAACCAAGCUGCCUGUCAAGGAUCAUAAACGAACAUGAGAUCACGAUUGGGCACCUCGAACUCGAUGAGUGCUGGCUUCGUGGCCUUCAGCCAGUGUCGCUACUCGAAUUCUUCGUAGAUUUCGUACAGUCUCUCAAUCGUGUACCGAUCACGGUGAGAUGGGUACCACAACGAUCUUCUUCAAGAUUGGCGUACAAAGAUGAGAUGGACGCUUUCAACGAAGCAGUCGGCAUCUGGCUUGAGGCCACAUCCAUUUCCAAGGCCAAGGGAUCUGGCCUCAAGAUGCCUCUUCUCCGCGACUUUCUCCCUAAGUACUUCGACCAACCGCAAACCUGA
Molecule: messenger RNA, 1059 nt
Organism: Aureobasidium pullulans EXF-150
Lineage: Eukaryota; Fungi; Ascomycota; Dothideomycetes; Dothideales; Saccotheciaceae
Exons: 1
Coding region: 1-1059 (352 amino acids)
Source: RefSeq, a predicted model, not a curated record